AAAGUACCCAAAAAAAAUUAAAAUUGAAAAAAGAAAAAGAAAAAGAAAAAAAAUACAGAGACGACUUUCUUGCUGAAGUAGAACAUUCGAUCCAACAUAGAAAUUCUGCCAAAGUAGAACAAGUGUGAACACAAAGGUCUCUGAGAAAGAUGCAAAGAUUCUUUGUCUUCAUGCAGGAAACAAGUUAUGUUUGUUCAAAAUUGUGAAAUCUGUAUAGAGUAUAUAGUAUUGAGUUGAAUGGGGGGAAGAAAUUCAAGGGAUGGAAGUUGGCGUCAGUCUUCUCCGGUUCGGCCUUCUUCGUCUUCUACGGGUCCAUAUGAAUAUAAUCAACCAUCCUAUCCCCAAGAAAGCCAAAGUUAUGCUCCCCAGAUGGCUUAUCCUGCGUAUCCACCACAACAAUACCAUGCACCUCCUCAAAACUAUGGGGGUCGGCCCCAAGAACCACAGAGGAAGCUUGACCGGAGGUAUUCGAGGAUUGCUGAUAAUUACAAUUCCUUGGAGCAGGUGACUGAGGCUCUUGCCCGUGCUGGCCUUGAGUCUUCUAAUCUCAUUGUUGGUAUAGACUUCACAAAGAGCAAUGAGUGGACAGGUGCAAGGUCAUUCAACAGAAGAAGCUUACAUUACAUUGGAAGUGGUUUAAAUCCAUAUGAACAAGCCAUUUCUAUUAUUGGGAAAACCUUGGCAGCUUUUGAUGAGGAUAAUUUGAUUCCUUGUUAUGGAUUUGGAGAUGCAUCAACACAUGAUCAAGAUGUCUUCAGCUUUUAUCCAGAUGACAGGUUUUGUAAUGGAUUUGAGGAAGUGUUGAGUCAGUACCGGGAAAUAGUUCCUCAUCUACGUUUAGCAGGGCCGACAUCAUUUGGCCCAAUUAUUGAAAUGGCCAUGACAAUUGUUGAGAAGAGUGGUGGCCAGUACCAUGUUUUGUUAAUAAUUGCAGACGGACAGGUUACUAGAAGUGUUGAUACUGAGCAUGGUCAGUUGAGUCCACAGGAGAAGAAAACAGUCGAAGCAAUUGUAACAGCAAGCAAGUUACCCUUGUCCAUUAUAUUAGUUGGGGUUGGAGAUGGACCCUGGGACAUGAUGAGGGAGUUUGAUGACAACAUCCCUGCUCGGGCCUUCGAUAAUUUCCAAUUCGUCAAUUUCACAGAAAUUAUGUCAAAGAAUGUGGCCCAAUCCCGAAAGGAGACAGAAUUCGCUCUUGCAGCGUUGAUGGAAAUUCCUUCUCAAUAUAAGGCAACAAUAGAGCUCAAUGUAUUAGGUGGCCGGAAAGGGAAUGUUCCUGAGAGGGUUCCCCUCCCACCACCUGUAUAUAGUGCACCUUCGUUUAGCAGCUCGAAAUCUUCAUGUUCAUCUAAUUUCCAACAGAGCUCGGCUCCUUAUCAUGGCCACAGCAGUCCUGUUAGCACAGCUCCACCUGCUUCAAGUUCUACUUUCGAUAACCAGCUUUGUCCCAUUUGCCUCAGUAAUGCGAAGGACAUGGCCUUUGGUUGUGGGCAUCAGACAUGUUGGGAUUGUGGACAAGACCUUCAACUAUGCCCAAUUUGUCGGAAUCCAAUCCAAACCAAAAUAAAGCUCUACUAAGCAGCUCGUUGCCCUUGGGAUUUCUGUUAGCUACUGUCUGAAUUCUCCAUAAUCUGUUUCUUGAUGAAAAAUCAAGAAGCGUGGUUGAAUUCAGUUUUUGAUGUCUCUGACCUGUAUUGGAGAAAGGAGGAUUCAAGUCCUAAGGUUCUGUACAUUUCUGUGCUUGGUUUGUUCAUUUUCUAUUGUCGUCUUUGGGGCUGCUUGUGAAUAUGUCAAGUGGAAGUUUGAUUGGUUUGGUUGUCUACUUGUUCAAAGAUAAUACAACCUAUUAGCGAAGAAGUUCUUUAAUAGGUUUGUAGGGACUAAAACCAAACAAAGCUGGGGGGUUUGUUGAUGAGUUUGAUAUGGUGGUUAAGUUGUUUAUUUAUUUAUUUUUUUUUUUUUUUUGAGCUCAUUUGAUUGUGUUUUCUUGAAUGUACAUUCAAUCUUAGUUUAAUAAAUGUUGAUUGAAAUA
This is a messenger RNA of Camellia sinensis, 2032 nucleotides long. Its product is annotated as E3 ubiquitin-protein ligase RGLG2. Gene Ontology annotation, biological process: protein ubiquitination. Lineage: Eukaryota; Viridiplantae; Streptophyta; Magnoliopsida; Ericales; Theaceae. Gene Ontology annotation, molecular function: ubiquitin-protein transferase activity. The record is from RefSeq and is a predicted model, not a curated record. Gene Ontology annotation, cellular component: nucleus.